Molecule: messenger RNA, 1159 nt
Organism: Dimorphilus gyrociliatus
Lineage: Eukaryota; Metazoa; Annelida; Polychaeta; Dinophilidae
Source: the annotation of a GenBank genome assembly
CAUGUCGAAAGCUACGUCUGAAAGUUCCCAAAGAAAACGAAAAUUAGAGGAAUCAGUAUCAAGUCCUGCAACUCACGAUGGCUACUACUCACUUUCAGAUCUUAACUUUAAUCCAUUUCCUGAUAAAGAUAGGAUAGGUCAAUGUAGAAACGUUACAGAUUUCCAGAAACUGAACACGAUUGGAGAGGGAACCUAUGGAGUAGUGUACAGGGCAAAAGAUUGUUCUACAAAUGAAAUUGUGGCUCUAAAAAGGAUAAGAAUGGAAAAGGAACGAGAUGGUAUUCCCAUAAGUGGUCUUAGAGAAAUUAACAUUCUAUUACAUGUUCGACACGAAAAUGUCGUUAGGUUGAAAGAAGUUGUCGUUGGACAGAAUUUAGAUAGUAUCUUCUUGUGUAUGGAAUACUGCGAGCAGGAUCUUGCUGGGUUGCUUGAUUAUAUGCCUAAACCUUUCUCAGAAGCUGAAGUAAAAUGUAUUAUUUUGCAAGUUCUAAAUGGGCUAUCCUAUCUACAUCAUCGAUUCAUCAUUCAUAGGGAUUUGAAGGUAUCUAAUUUAUUAAUGACUGACAAAGGACGCGUUAAGAUUGCUGAUUUCGGGUUAGCUCGUAAAUUUGGAAUACCUAAGAAACCUUUAACUCCUAAUGUAGUUACUUUAUGGUAUCGGGCCCCGGAGUUGCUACUCCAAAGUGAAGAUCAAACAACGGCAAUAGACAUGUGGGCUAGCGGUUGUAUAUUAGGAGAAUUGUUAGCCCAUAAACCCUUACUUCCUGGUAGAUCUGAGACAGAACAAAUAGCGUUAAUAAUUGAAAUGUUUGGAACACCUAAUAAUAAUAUUUGGCCGGGUUUUUCAGAUCUUCCAGCUUUGAAGCACUUUAGUUUGAAGAGGCAACCGUAUGUCUUUUUACCCCAUAAGCUCUCGUUGAAAUUUUAUAUUAUACAGACCUAUUCUUGGAACAGGGCAACCGCUAAUGAUUGCUUGGAGAGUUCUUACUUUAAAACAGCUCCUUUACCCUGCAGUCCGGAAAUGAUGCCAUCUUUUCCCCAGCAUCGUAAUGACAGGAGCACAGCAGUAGAAGAAAGUAGUAGUAAGCAGAAAAGUCAAGUUUAUAAAAGUAACCAAUCGAAUAUUUCCCUUUUGCAAGCGAAAAAUAGACGUUUUUAA